GGUCGGUUGAACGUGCGAAAGUAGAUCGGAUCGAUCGAAAGGCCGUGGACAUUCAAUAGUGUAUUUAAGUGAACUUGAAAAAAUAUUGAUUUGGUGUUGUAGAAAUCGUCUUUGUCUAUGAAUCGAAGAUAAUGAGUUUGAGAGUACUCGAGAUUUCUGGAGAAGAGUUUGAAAGUGAAUUUGUUUUGAAUGCCUUGUAGAAAUCAAACGAAAAUUACCAAUAAUUAUUGUUUAAAAACUUGCAUUUUCAUUGUGAGAAACUGUUUGCUUUGCAAUCAUAUUUGCAAAUAAAUACGGGCUCAUCGAUAGUUUUGUGGAUACAAUAUUUAUGGAACACUGAAUCAAAAAGUUGCGUAAACAAUACGAACGCUAUUCAAUCAAUCUCGAGUAACGUGUUUAACUGAGAAACUAGUGACUAACCGACGGGGGAAUCUUAAACUGAGAACUACAGUGCCUGUGAUUUGUGACCAAUAUGAAGGUCGAAGAGUUGAACUUCAAAAAGAUUGCCAUCAUAUGUGCCAUCACACUGGUGGGAGGUUUGACGUUCAGUUACGGAAUUUUUCCAUCCAUAUUGAAGUUCAUGCUGAAACAGAAUGUUCUUCUCAAGCCGGGUACCCAAAUGCGUGGAAUGUACGAACAUAUUCCGUUCCCACUGAACUUCAAAAUUCACCUUUUCAACGUCACCAACCCGGAUGAGAUCAUGCGAGGUGGCAAACCUCGCGUCAAAGAUGUUGGUCCGUUCUUUUUCGAGGAGUGGAAGGAUCGGUUCGACUUGGAAGAUGAUCCGACGGAGGACACCCUGACGUACACGCUGAGGAACACAUUCAUCUUUCGGCCGGACCUGUCGGCACCGUACACCGGAGAGGAGAUCCUCGUGCUACCGGAUAUCCUGCUGCUGAGUGCUCUGCUGAUGGUUCAACGGGAUCGCGAAGCCAUGAUGCCACUGGUUUCGAAAGCGACCAAUAUUGUGUUUGACCCGAUGACCGGUUUCCGCCCGUACCGAGUUAUGGACUUUUUGUUCGACGGAAUCCCGGUCAAUUGUGCCAGUCAGGACUUUGCCGCCAAAGCGCUCUGUUCGGGAAUGGAGUCCGAAGGAGCCCUGAAGGAGCAUAACGAAACGCAUUACUUGUUUUCGAUGUUUGGAAUGCGAAACGGCACAGACGCCGGUCGAUGGGUUGUCUAUCGGGGUGUGAAAAACAUUCGGGACUUGGGUCGUGUCGUCAGUUACAACGACGAGACCGAGAUGGACGUCUACGAUGGUGAUUCUUGCAAUCAGUACAUUGGAACGGAUUCAACCAUCUUUCCACCAUUUUUGACGAAGGACGACAAACUGUGGGCUUGGUCUCCGGACAUCUGUCGGUCGCUGGGAGCCAACUACGUCGGUAAGGCCAAGUACGCCGGGUUGCCGAUGAGUUUGUUCAAGCUUGACUUUGGUGAUUUGAAGAACGAACCGGAAAACCAUUGUUUCUGUCGGGAUCCUCCCGACGAUUGUCCACCGAAGGGAACUAUGGAUUUGAGCCCUUGUCUGGGUGGUCCUCUGAUCGGAUCGAAGCCGCAUUUCAUCGAUGCAGAUCCUCAACUGCUUCGCGAUGUAGAUGGGCUGGAGCCGGACGAAGAGAAACAUAAUGUUCGGAUUUAUUUUGAACUGCGUUCCGGAACUCCGGUAUCGGGUGUUAAGCGAUUGCAGUUCAGUCUUGAACUGGAACCGAUCAAAAAUCAUGAGGUCUUUGGGCAGCUGCCUAAGGUGAUAUUGCCUCUCAUGUGGGUAGAAGAAGGCAUUUCGCUGAAUAAAACCUGGACAAACCAAUUGAAAUACCAACUGUUUCUGGGUCUUAAGUUCAACGCAACGGUGAAGUGGCUAACCAUCAUUAUCGGAACGAUCGGUUCUAUCGGGGCCGGCUAUAUGCACUUUAAGGGAACCUCCAAAACGAUGCAAGUCACUCCGGUAGAAAGUAAGAGUGAUUCGGCAACCGGUGAACGGAACCCAAGUGCCAACCCCAACAAUAAGGACAUGGUGAGCAUAAACAACAGUCGAAACCUGCCAGCGGUGAUAGAUUGGCCGGAAAAACCACCGAAGGUUGUUGCUGCCGAGCUGCAAACGGAAAAAUACUGAACCAAACAAUGUUUAGAAAUAGUGAAAAGUGAUUAGUUAAACACUAAUUUAAGCACGAAGCACGGUGAAAUCCUACCCCUAGGUACUUUUCGAAAGUCUCACAACAGUUAAGAUAAGGAAGCUAGGGAUGAGACAAACAUUAAAAAAAUGUACAUUCGAAUAGUUUAUUUAGUGUCAUAUUGUAGUUAUAUCGCACCAACACUUUAUUGGGACGUGAUACAACAAUUCUGUAGUUUGCACAUUCAGUGUAAAGCAAAAACCUAUGAAUAAUUAGGAAUCAUCAUGAUCAUGAACACGACUCAGGAAGCUGACUGAGUACUGAGGAACCUUGUGAUUAGAACGCAGUGAAAUUUCUGAGCGUUCAAACACUAGUUUAAACUGCGAUAGUAGAUUUUAUUGUGCCUAACUCUAAAUGAAAAAUAAAGUUUCUAUUCUA
Malaya genurostris is the source of this 2549-nucleotide messenger RNA. RefSeq names its product sensory neuron membrane protein 1 (gene Snmp1). NCBI's taxonomy places the organism in Eukaryota, Metazoa, Arthropoda, Insecta, Diptera, Culicidae. Gene Ontology annotation, cellular component: membrane; cytoplasm. The record is from RefSeq and is a predicted model, not a curated record. Gene Ontology annotation, molecular function: scavenger receptor activity. The transcript is spliced from 8 exons. The coding region runs from base 473 to 2113 and encodes 546 amino acids.